AGCGGCUCUCAUAAACGUUUCAUCUCUGUCGUCCGCCGUUAUGAGACUAUCAUUCAUAAGCAUUGGCCGGCGCGGUCUGCUUCCACCCCGUUCAAUCCACCUGUCGUCUCCCGCGCGGACGCCGCUCUUCCACCACCGCCACGCGUCCACAUACCCCGCCUUCUCCGAAAUCGACAGCAAAUGGCGCUCGCACCUUCGGUCGACGACUCCCAGCACCUCCGCGCACAAGAAAGAUGAGAAAUUCUACAUCCUCUCGAUGUUCCCGUACCCCUCGGGGAGUCUGCACAUGGGACACCUACGGGUCUACACGAUCUCGGACGUGCUCAGUCGGUUCCGGCGAAUGCAGGGGUACGAGGUGAUCCAUCCGAUGGGUUGGGAUGCGUUCGGGCUGCCGGCGGAGAACGCGGCUAUCGAGCGCGGCGUCGACGCAAAGGACUGGACGGCGAUGAAUAUCGAGGCGAUGAAAGAGCAGUUUGAGAACAUGGGCGUGGCGUUUGAUUGGGAGAGGGAGGUCACGACUUGCUCGCCAGAUUAUUACGCGCACACUCAGCGUCUGUUUCUACACCUGCUAAAGCAUAACCUUGCGUACCGCGCGAGCUCGGCGGUGAAUUGGGAUCCGGUGGAUGAGACCGUGCUUGCGAACGAGCAAGUGUCGCCUUCGGGACACUCCUGGCGCUCUGGGGCGCUGGUGGAGAAGAAGGAGCUGGAGCAGUGGUUCUUCCGGAUUACGGCGUUCAAGGAGCAGCUGUUGGAGGAUCUGGAGUCGCUGAAGGAUACCUGGCCGGAGAGGGUGCGAACUAUGCAGAAGAAUUGGAUCGGGAAGUCAGUAGGCUCGAAGGUACGGUUUCCCGUUGGGAGUGAGAGCGACAUGGUGGAGGUGUUUACCACCAGACUGGAUACAUUGCUAGGUGUGCAGUAUCUGGCGCUGUCGAUGUCGCAUCCUCUCGUGCGUCGAUUGGCUGAGACGAACGGGGAUCUGAGGCGUUUCAUCGACGAUUCCAAGACGAGACGGAGCGAGGAGGACGUGAAGUCGAAGCGAGGCUUCCGUCUAGACAGCGUGAUGGCUACUAAUCCCUUGGAUCCAGGUGCUCGCUUGCCUAUAUUUGUGGCGGAUUAUGUCCUGGACGGGUACGGCGAAGGUGCCGUCAUGGGAGUUCCCGGGCACGACAUACGGGAUCACGCGUUUUGGCGGGAGAACUGUCCGGGCGAGGAAAUUAGAACUGUGGUCAAGCCUUCGUCAUUGAAGGAAACUGACAAUGAAAUCUUUACAGACCGUGGUGUGCUCACCUGUGGAGAGUAUAAAGGCCUCACUUCGGCGGAAGCACACCAGGCGUUCCUUGAGAAGCUGGGGAGUGAGUGGGCAGAGGAAACUACGCAAUGGCGUCUGAGGGAUUGGCUUGUUUCUCGCCAACGGUAUUGGGGGACGCCGAUCCCCAUUAUCCACUGUUCUUCUUGUGGUACUAUUCCAGUGCCGGAAAAAGAUCUGCCGGUCAUCCUCCCCGAAGGUAUCAGCAUCCGCGGCCGUGGCGGUUCUCCUCUCGCAAAAGCCGAGGAAUGGGUCAACGUAGCCUGUCCAUCCUGUGGCGAGCCAGCAAAGCGGGAUACAGACACUAUGGAUACUUUUAUCGACAGCAGCUGGUACUGGGCUCGCUACAUUGAUCCGAAGAACCCCAACCAGCUCUUCGAUGCAGAAAAGGCAGACAAGCUGCUUCCCGUAGACCUAUAUGUCGGCGGUGUGGAACACGCAAUCCUCCACCUCCUGUACUCUCGCUUCAUCGCCAAGUUCCUUGCUGGCCCCGCCGGCCUCUGGCCAAAUCCAUCCAACACAACCGCGGAACCUUUCAAGAAGCUGGUAACACAAGGCAUGGUUCACGGACUCACGUACACUGACCCCAUCACCGGUCGCUUCCUCAAGCCCGACGAACUCACCUAUGAAACCCCUUCCCAGCCGAAAAUCACCGCCACAGGCGCAACUCCGAACAAAAGCUACGAAAAAAUGAGCAAGAGCAAAUACAACGGUGUAGAUCCGCUCACAUGCAUCGCCACGCACGGCGCGGACGCCACCCGCGCACACGUCCUCUUCGCAGCACCCGUCGCCGACGUACUGAACUGGGACGAGGACAAGAUCAUUGGUGUGCGGCGUUUCCUCCUCCGCGUGCUCAAGCGCGCAGACACCUGUACAUUCGUCGAUGCCCCCACGCCAACACAGCUACCAGAAAUCACCACCCCGCAAGAGCGGAAACUCUGGAAGGUUCUCAACAACGCCGUCCACUCCGUGACUGAGGCGUUCUCGGAUACGCUCGCUAUGAAUACGACAAUCAGCGACCUAAUGAAACUGGAAAAUACCAUUGAGGCGGAGAGCAAGAACUGCUCUGCUGCUGUGGUGUAUGCCGCUACUCAGAUUAUGCUGCGGUUACUCGGCCCAAUCACUCCUGCGGUGGCGGAGGAGGCGUGGGAAAUGUUGCAUCGCGGAACGAGGUUAGAGGGGAUUAGAGUCUCGGAGCAGCCAUGGCCGCAGGUGGAUGAGAGGGUUUUUGAGGAGGAGGAUGUGACGGAUGUUGCGGUUGCAGUUAAUGGCAAGGUUAGGAUAAGAGUGAAAGUGGAGGGGAAGGUGGACGAAGAUGUGGUGAGGGAGAUGGUGCAGGGCAAGAAGGAGUGGGAGAAGUGGGCGAGUGGGAAGGAGGUUGUUAGGGUGAUAGUCGGCAAGGGGGGAAAGUUGGUGAAUUUUGUAGUUAGGUAGAUGGAUUCUCCGCAUCAAUAAAAAGCUUUUGGGGGUAGGUCGACAGUGACACCACAAAGCACAACAAGAAUGAAGCUGGU
Molecule: messenger RNA, 2820 nt
Organism: Tricharina praecox
Lineage: Eukaryota; Fungi; Ascomycota; Pezizomycetes; Pezizales; Pyronemataceae
Product: leucine-tRNA ligase
Exons: 2
Coding region: 41-2740 (899 amino acids)
Biological process (GO): mitochondrial translation; leucyl-tRNA aminoacylation
Cellular component (GO): mitochondrion
Molecular function (GO): ATP binding; leucine-tRNA ligase activity; aminoacyl-tRNA deacylase activity
Source: RefSeq, a predicted model, not a curated record